This is a messenger RNA of Naumovozyma dairenensis CBS 421, 1305 nucleotides long. It is a transcript of the gene PRP46, whose product is annotated as mRNA splicing protein PRP46. The transcript has a single exon. Gene Ontology annotation, cellular component: Prp19 complex; precatalytic spliceosome; catalytic step 2 spliceosome. The record is from RefSeq and is a predicted model, not a curated record. Gene Ontology annotation, molecular function: protein binding. Bases 1 to 1305 code for a protein of 434 amino acids. Lineage: Eukaryota; Fungi; Ascomycota; Saccharomycetes; Saccharomycetales; Saccharomycetaceae. Gene Ontology annotation, biological process: mRNA splicing, via spliceosome.
AUGGAUAACUAUGGCAACUAUGAGACGCCGAUACCAAUACAAAGGAUAAAUGAUUAUUAUUCGAGCCUGCGAUGGAGAAAUCAAUUCUCCUACAUGGAAAGAUUACCACAACAUCUUAAAGAAAAAGUCGACUCACAAGAUCCAGUUCUACAGAGGUAUAGACUACAAAUAUCAGAAGGUAACGAUACUACUUCACAGGAUCUGGCCAAGGUUGAUAGCAGUAGUACUAAAAUAAAUGCUACUCUGGAGAAGACGUUUGGAAACUCAAUGGAGGAUUCAAUAUUGGGAAGGCAUCAACAGUAUAUAUCUCAACGACCGGAAUGGCAUGCUCCAUGGAAAUUGAAGCGUGUUAUAAAUGGUCAUUUGGGAUGGGUGAGAUGCGUAGCGGUGGAUCCAAUAGAUAAUGAAUGGUUUGUUACAGGAAGUAAUGAUGCAACGAUUAAAAUUUGGGAUCUAGCUAAGGGCCAUUUAAAACUCACUUUAGCAGGCCAUGCAAUGACUGUGAGAGAUAUCGCAAUUUCAGAAAGACAUCCAUAUAUGUUCUCUGCAAGUGAAGAUAAGCUUGUGAAAUGUUGGGAUUUGGAGAAGAAUACUGCUAUAAGAGACUAUCAUGGACAUUUGUCGGGAGUGCAUUCAGUGGAUAUACACCCAACUUUGGAUUUAAUAGCUACUGCAGGUAGAGAUAGCGUUGUAAGACUGUGGGAUAUAAGAGCACGAGUAUCUGUAAUGACUCUUAUUGGACAUAAAAGUCCAAUCAAUAAAGUGCAUUGUUUACCGGUGGAUCCUCAAAUAGUUAGUUGUUCUACCGAUGCAACAAUAAGACUAUGGGAUAUUAUAGCAGGCAAAUCACGAAAGGUGCUAACCCAUCAUAAGAAAUCAGUAAGAGAUAUGAGUUUCCAUCCCAGAGAAUUUUCAAUGGUAUCGGCCUCUACAGAUGAUAUCAGAUCAUGGAGAUUACCAGAGGGUGCAUUGUUAACAAAUUUCAAUUCCGAAAAGUCAGGCAUCAUAAAUUCUUUGAGUGUCAAUCAAGAUAAUGUGUUGUGUGCUGGAGGAGAUAAUGGUACGUUAUCGUUUUAUGAUUAUAAAUCUGGUCAUAAGUAUCAAACAUUGGCUACUAAGGAAAUACCCGGGUCAUUGGGAAGUGAGCGUGGUAUUCUUUGUAGCACGUUUGAUCAAACCGGUCUAAGGUUGAUAACCGGUGAAACUGAUAAGAGUAUUAAGAUAUGGCAUCAAGACGACAUCGCAACUCCAGAAACUAAUCCUGGCUUGCCUUGGAACCCCAAAUUGUCUUCUCAACGAUUUUAG